CGUAAAACUGCGAAUCUCUGUGCGUGAAUCGAAUCUCUCUCUCUCUCUCUAAAUCGACUCUUCUUCCGAAGUCCAAACCCAUCAGAGUUUCUGAGAGUGAGAGAGCUUAAUUCAACCCCUAAACAGAUUCAAAACACUCUCUCCCUCUCUCUGGAAAUCAAAAUGAGGGAUGAUGAUGUCUUACCAAUAUCGACACAGACCACAACAUCAUCAUCUUCUUCGUCAACAAUUUCAAAGAAAGAGACCUCAGAUUCGAACCUAUUAUUUGGCCGAGGCCGAUACAAGUUCUGGGCAUUGGCCGCCAUUUUGCUCCUCGCCUUCUGGUCCAUGCUCACCGGCACCGUCACCCUCCGCUGGUCCGGCAACCUCAACAAUUUCUCCGACCACUUUGACACCCCCUUCCACGACGAUCUCGACGUCCUCGAAAUGGAGGAGAGAGAGAAGUUGGUGAAGCACAUGUGGGAUGUGUAUACGAACAGUCGACGGAUCAGAUUGCCGCGAUUCUGGCGAGAGGCUUUUGAGGCUGCCUACGAGGACUUGACCAGCGACGAUUCUGGCGUUCGAGAGGCUGCAAUCUCUGAGAUCGCUAAGAUGUCUAUUCGAUCGAUUGAUAUCGAACCGCCUCCUCUUCAAUCAACGCAUGGCCAGGGAGGAUUUGAUGCUUUGUUUAUUUGGGGUACAUUGGGCCAUGCCUUUUUCCUGUAGAGGGUUGAUCGAGGUUUGGAGAGGCGUCUCUGUUGGGGCUGGCAUUAGGGAUGCUUGGAGGGCUACGCCGCUCUGUAUCUGGUGGUGUAUUUGGCUUGAGAGAAAUAGGAGAUAUUUUGACGGGAAAAAGAAGCCUGUUUCUAUGCUUAAGUUCUCUGUUAUUUCUACUUUUUUUUGUUGGGUUUCAGGGAGAGAUUAUAGAUCUAUGGAGGAAAUUAUUGUUUUUUUGGCCUCUCUGAAGGUCUAAGGUGCCCUUUGGCCCUUGUGUUCCUUUUGUCUCUAUGGGCUUCGCUCCCCUUUUUGAGCGUUUUUAAUAAAAUCGUACUUAUCAAAAAAAAAAAGUAAUUGGAAUUGACUUUAAAAGAUUGAAUAUAUUUGGAGAAAUGACUUCUAAUAGAAAAGAAUGAACAAAUAUACAUUACAUAUGUGGUUGGCCCCAUUCAUAUGGGAGAAACACUAAUUACGAUUAGUAUUAAUAAACAAUUAUAAGUCCCAAAGAGACUGUGUGAAAAUAGAUCUA
Molecule: messenger RNA, 1225 nt
Organism: Cornus florida
Lineage: Eukaryota; Viridiplantae; Streptophyta; Magnoliopsida; Cornales; Cornaceae
Exons: 3
Coding region: 163-705 (180 amino acids)
Source: RefSeq, a predicted model, not a curated record